Molecule: messenger RNA, 1062 nt
Organism: Haemonchus placei
Lineage: Eukaryota; Metazoa; Nematoda; Chromadorea; Rhabditida; Trichostrongylidae
Source: the annotation of a GenBank genome assembly
AUGCUCUUUAGGUAUGAUAGGCAUGCCGAGAGAAUUCUCGGAUGCCAAGACGUUCAUGAGGGUUCUUGGUGCAUUGUCAUAGGGUGGGGCAGGGCAUGUAACUUUAACGAAGUUCUAAGGUUGAGCGGUUUAUGUUUUGUAGGCUCGCCCCUACAAGUCUUACCCCGCUCCACCUCAGGAUGCGUGCCCAGGCUCUCAUUGCCAAUGUUGUGGUACUCAUAUGCUGUUUUUCAAGAUUUCGUUAUAAAUUUCGCAGGCAUGGGCACUCCGCCAAUGCGAUCGCCAUCGAUGUAUGCAGAUGGUACUCCGCGUACUCCCAGACAGGACGAUGAAGUAGAAGAAGCGGCACCCGCAUACGUAAGAGCUAUGCGAAGUAGAUGUCAAAGCCGCGCUGGAACACCAACUAAUAUGGACACGACUGAUAAUGAAAACUCGGCUCAUAAUGUCCCGGAGCCCUCAAAUGGGCCGACGAGAACUAGUAAUGAUCCUACCUCAGAGCCUACAGAAAAGGUAUCGAAACCAACAUCAUUUGCCUGGCCACCGCCUACAGAUGAUCCUGAUUUGUUCCGUAAAUUUCGAUGCCCACCAACCCAACCAAGUACUUCUAAUGGGCAUCAACAAGACCUUGGACAUUCAACACAGCCGCCUGUUCCAUCUACGGCGCCUGCAACACCUCAAGAUACUCGCCAAUCAGAUAAUAACGCUGGGACUGACCUAACAAAUCGGAACAAGUCGACAGCGAACGUCGAGAGGAGAAGUCGUGCGCGAUCCACAGUUCGAGUACCUACGAGGAGAAGCCGACAAGAUGCUUUGUUAGAGGAAAACCCUUCCCCACCGCCUGUCAGUCGUCGAAGGACUUCUCGCAGCCCAACUCCAUUUCGACGCUCGCCUUCGCCGGAGCCUCGUCCUCGUACUCCUGGAGAAAAUCGACGGAGUCCUGCAAUGGGAUCAGCUUAUGAGCCAAGAGAAGAUCGUUUUGCACCAGCUGCAUCAACCAACAGGAUGAGCAGGCGUGAUACUGUAGGUGAUAGGGUACCGAUCGCACCCGGUGUUCAACGGAUG